UCCUCCAGAAGUUUCUCCGCGAGCCAGGAUCGACCCAAACUCAAGCCCUACUUCCAAGUCCAAGGUACUCCGCAAUUUUUGUCUUGGAGAUCACAACCUCUGCUUCUCCAUCCAAGCUUUGAUGAUACUGGCGAGCUCAGUUGUUACUUGUAUAGCUGUCCUGACUGGAUGUCCGUUCAUCCUUACAAUUUUGCUGCGUUAUCAUCUGAUUCUUUGGCGAAUAUGACGGUAGCAUUCGCUUUUUGUUUUUCUGACUCGAAAACUACUGGUAGCUACCAGCUAUGAUCACCGGAGCGAUGGUGCAAGUUGUUUUAAAAUCAUUUUUUCCAUUCGCUCUUUUGCUAUCCGAUUCAGUUUCCUCCUCUUUCUCCUCAAUUUCAUGUUCCAGGGCGAUUCGUUUUGCAUACCAGCGAGGAUGAGGCCGGUCUUUGUGGGCAACUUUGAGUACGAUACCCGCCAGUAUGAGCUGGAGCGUCUCUUCUCCAAGUAUGGGAGGGUUGAGCGUGUCGACAUGAAAUCUGCUUGUGAACUAAAAUAAUGACAUAUGAACCUGCGGGAUAAGAAUGCGGCAGCAGCCACGAAUCUGCAUUCUAUUCAGAUAAGACCUCAAUGUUGCUUUGCAUUUGUCUAUUUCGAGGAUGAGCGUGAUGCUGAAGAUGCUAUCCAUGGCCUCGAUAAUGUCCCAUUUGGUUAUGAUAAACGCAGAUUGUCUGUUGAGUGGGCUAAGGGUGAACGUGGACGGUACAGAGAUAGUACUAGGUCGAUGCCGAACCAGAGGCCCACUAGGACGCUGUUUGUUAUAAACUUUGAUCCCCUUCGCACAAAGGCUCGUGAUAUAGAAAGACACUUUGAGCCCUAUGGGAGAAUACUUAAUGUUCGAAUCCGGCGUAACUUUGCAUUUGUGCAGUUUGAGACACAAGAUGAUGCUACAAGAGCUCUUGAAUGCACUCACAUGAGCAAGAUGUUAGAUAGGGUGGUAUCCGUUGAAUAUGCUUUGAGAGAUGAUGAUGAGCGGGAUGACAUCAGAGGAAGUUAUGGUCGGCGUGGGAGUAGUCCUUAUGGGCAGUCGCUGAGCCCUGGAUAUCGUCGUCGCCCUAGCCAUGAAUAUGGUCGUGCUCGCAGCCCUGGUUAUGACCGAUACAGUGGCCUACCUUACGGAAGUCCUGUUUAUGAUAGAAACAGGACUUCAGAGUACAGAAGAUAUCGCAGCCGCACACCCAUUCGAAGAUAAAGAACUUGGUGGCUUUUCUGCGAGGAUCAGCAUCUAGCUUUUCGACCAGGCUUUGCAAUGUUGGCUUGUGCAAGAGAUGCUCUCUCUCUCUCUCUCUCUCUCUCUCUCUCUCUCUCUCUCUCUCUCUCUCUCUCUCUCUCUGUGCAUAUGUGCACUCUGAAAGUAUACCUGGUUAUUGAUAGCUGUAGUUAUCUUUUCUCGUUUCCUGGUUACCAUGGAUAUAGUUGCCAGUUACAGCACAGAUAUCCUAUAUCUCUUUGCCCGACUGAUCGAUUUUAUUGAUUUGCUUCAACUUGGA
Molecule: messenger RNA, 1529 nt
Organism: Syzygium oleosum
Lineage: Eukaryota; Viridiplantae; Streptophyta; Magnoliopsida; Myrtales; Myrtaceae
Product: serine/arginine-rich splicing factor RS31-like
Exons: 6
Coding region: 545-1231 (228 amino acids)
Biological process (GO): mRNA splicing, via spliceosome
Cellular component (GO): nuclear speck
Molecular function (GO): RNA binding
Source: RefSeq, a predicted model, not a curated record